AUGGCGACUGAGCGUGCCUCGGAUAACCAUGCCGCUCGCGAUGCAUCGCGAUCCCGUUCUAGCCGGGAAAACACCAUACGUUCGACCCUUCUGAGGAGAGACAGGUCUGCGUCGGCAACGCCCAAGAUUGAGCGCACCAUUUCCAUGACUGAUAGCUUCAUACUGGAACAUCUCAGGCAGACAGGCCCCCAAUCUCCUUCUGAGCUCGACGAUGAGUCGUCUGGAUCCCCGCGGAAAGAAAAAGAGACUUUCGCGCCGAUAUCCAACUGGGCGCACUUGUCAUACCUCAAGAACCAGAGAAAUCAACUCCGAACGCAGCUCAAGGUUCACCAAGUUGCGGGUGCAGAAGCGAAGCACUCGAUAUCCUCACUUCGCCGCCUUGCGUUCCGCAUGGCAGUGAACAUCUCUGUCAAAGAGAAACAAAUUGCCAACACAGCACGCAACCUCGCUAGCAGUCGCAAGAGGAACUAUCUAUCCACCCGGGAUACCGAGAAGAGGAUUGCAGAGCUUACCAAGAGCUUGCAAGAGGAGGAGUUCCGGAACAGGGAUAUCCUCGAAUGUCUGGAGAAAGCUUCAAUGCUCACGCUGCAGUAUGCCGACCCUGAUCCCGAAGUAUCGAAUCGCAUGCAGCCUGGACUCGCGUCUCCACCGAACACACCACCAACUCGCUUCUUGAACGAAACCCAUAACUCAAUCGAAACGCCCAGGACCACCUCACGACCUCCUAACUCGCUCUGCGACAAUCAUGGGUGGGACUUGACUCCGGAAUCAAGCAUUGCCGAUGUACGCACACAAGAUGGCCGUUUGAUCCAGGCGAAGCGGGAAUCAGACCGCGCGCUCGCUGUGUGUCGAAACAGGAUCGCAGAGUUGCUGGCAGAAUGUACGAAGACUAGCGACGCGGCAGUUAUGUUCAAUGCAACACAAACAGAGCUGGAAGCAGAGAUUGAGAACCACCAGACGCGCAUCGCAAAAUUGGAGCGAUCAAGAGCUGCUGUCGAGGAGACCCUUCGCCAGACGAAGCUGCAACUCAAGGAAUCGGCCAAAAUUCAAGGGGAGCUGCGUGCUAGUGUACAACACAAAGGCGAGGAAAUCCAAAAGCUCGAGAGCGUCACCAAUGAUCGACAAGUAUCCAUCAGGAGCAUGGAAGGAGAGAAGAGAUCUCUGGAGGAGAAAGUGCAAGAUUACAACGGCCGCUUGCAGAAGUUGGAAACGUACACGACUGGGUUGGAGGAAGAACUUCAUGUAUUGCAUCGGAAGCUUCGAGAAGCGGAGAAACGCGAAGUGGACCUUCGCGAUCGCCUUGCCAAGAACGAUGCGGAUCGAGACACAAUGGCUCAGCAACUGAAACACGGUCAUGAGAAUAUGGCGAGUUUGGAGAAGUCCAUCUCCUUCUUCCAGAGUCAGAUCACGGAAGAGACCAAGAAGAGCAAAGUUUCUGCUGGCGUCAUCUCUUCUUUGAGAAACGAUCUGAGAGAAUCAGAAGAUCUUAAGCGCCACGCAGAGGUGGCCUUAGGGAUCGCCCGAAGGUCCCUGACUGAACUGGAGGUCAGGUUCCGCUCGGCGCAGGAGGCCAACCACGACUUGCGAGCAGAAAUAAGUUCAACAAUCUUAGCCCAACGCGAAUUAUCUGAGGAACUCCAUUCAACCAAAGAGCGUCUCGACGAUGAGAUUGGUCAGAAGGAGAAAUUUCAGUCCGACGUAAUUGCACUACGACGAUCUCGGGAAGCCCUGGAAUACGACCUGGAAGCUGUCGUGGCUAAAGUACAGCUGCUAGAAGAAGCGGAUGCAGCUACAAAACAAGAGCUACAGUCUAUAAGAGAUUCCAAAUGUAUGGUUGAGCAUGAUCUCGAAGUCGCUCGCGGACACUCUGGUACACUACAUCGGGAGCUGAACGAGAGCAAAGACAAGCUUGCUUCACUGCAAACGCAAACGACUCAAUUGACUGCGCAAUUGCAAGAAGCAGACCAGGCUAGGACAGCUCUCACAGCCCAACUGAAAGACUCCGAGCAGAUGAGGAGUGUGUUAGAAUCUCAGUUGGAAGACUCUCACAAGGCAAGGUCGGAGACGGUAACACGUCUUCACACCAUAUCCGGCUUGAAAGCGGAUGUUGAGCGGGAGCGAGAUGCCCACCAAUCUCGACUAGCCCACAUGGAAUCAGAGGCGACCAGCAUGCGAUCUCAACUGACGAUGCUGAGAGACGAGCUGUCCCAGAGCCAGAAGUCGCAGGUUGAAUUUGAGGAACGACUUAGCAAGACACAGUCCGAGGCUCAGGGUCUCAGCGCUGAGAAGUCAGUCCUGGACGAGCAGUUAUCGGGCAAUGUCAAAUUCCUCUCUGAGGCUCAAGAACAUUUGGGGAGCCUCCAAGGCGAAGUUGCGAUUCUGAACAGCCGUAUUGCUGAACUGCAAGCCAGAGCGGAUACAAGCGAUGCCUCAAAGGCUGAGGUAGAGCGCAGUUUGCAUGAGGCAGUACAGAGCCUUGAGAACCUGAAGAGCGAGCUUGCCAAUACGCAAACUCGACUAUCAACUGCUAACGGAGAAGGUGAAACUCUUCGGUCGAAGCUUUCCAGUUUAGAAACGAAUUGGGCUCUACUUCAGGCCUCUAAAACGGACGUGGAUCUGCAGCUGAUGGAGGCAACCGAGGCUCGCAGCAAGCGCGAGAAGGAGAUUAUGUCACUCGAGUCUCACCUGGGUGAGGUGACAUCUGAAAGGGACGAGCUACUAGCAAAGUUUUCAGCGACCGAACAAGAACUCCGCAAAUUACAGGAAACAAGGGCCGAUUUGGAAGUACUUCUGGCUAAAGAAACACAGUCGACCGUGGCACUGGAUUCAGAGCUUCAGUCAGCACGGUCCAGUCUACACGCCUUGGAGAAGGAGAAUUCCACCCUCCAAACGCGACUCGAUAGCAACAGUACAGAGUUGAGAGAGUUACAGACUAAGCACACCGAACUUAAUGAUCGCUUGAGCAGUGUUUCCAAGGACAAAGCCAGCCAGGAGAACGAUCUCAGCUUCGUGCGGGGUCUCCAUAGAGAAUCAGAAACCCACACUGCGACUCUCAAUGAGAGAAUUGCUGAGAUGAUUCAAGAGGUCGAUGGUCUGCGCUCUGCGAAAGCUAAGGUCGAGCAUCGGCUUGAGGAACUGACUAAAUCCAAUAAUGACGUGGAGAGGGAAUUACAGGGGGCUCGCUCCCGUCUGUCGGUUUCGGAGGCUGAUACCUCCGCUCUCCAUGCUCAACUGUCGGACGCGCACAGUGAGCUCGAAAUUACUCGCAAGGACAAGACCGACCUUGAGAGGCGUUACGAAACAGCGACUGGUUCAAGAGGUCAGAGUGACAAAGAACUCGAAGCGCUCCGUUUACAGCUCCAAGAACGGGAAUUGGAAGGCGCCACAAUGGUUUCCAAGAUCUCCGAAGCGGACAAGGAGCUUGAGAAUUUGAAGCAGACAAAUGAAAAGCUCGAUGCUUCUGAGAAAGACUUGAUGCAUCGGCUCGAAGUAGCGGAAGAAGAGUUGCAGUCUGUCAAGACAGCUAACGCCCGCUUGGAAAUGUUCCUUGAGAAGAUGGAGCAAGAUAUGCUUAAAGCAGAGACAGCCUUCGCAGACAGCGAGCAACGGCUUGACGAAUUUGUCGCAGAAUCUGAAGCCAAAAUCGAUGCCGCUACGACUGCGAAGCUCAAGUACAAGCGACGGCUUACCGCUAGGAACAAGGAGAUCGAAAUCCUCAUCGAGGAGAACUCGGGGCUGCAUCGCCAUGUUAGUGACCAAUCGCACGAGCUGGAGACGCUAGUGCAAAGCAGGAAUAAACUGCUGGGCGAAGUCCAAGGCAAGGAGAAAACAAUCCAGGAGCUUGAGUUGGCCCACGAGGAGCGAUUGCGGAACGAACGCAAGAGCAAGGACAAUCAGCUCGAAGAGCUCCGACGAAUCCAAAUGUGCAGUGAGAGCAACUAUGAAUCACAGCUUAAACAGCGAGAUUCGGCCUUGUCAGACUUUAGGCAAGAACAUGAGAACAUGCUACGGUCAGAACUGGAGGCAAAGAACAACAGAAUAGAUAGGUUGCAGAAGGACAAAGAUGAGUUUGCUGCUUCUCUUACAGCCGUGGAAGCGGAACUUUGGGAACUGCGCAAGAGCAAGGACGAGUUCGAGGCACUAGUCGAACAGCUCAACCAGAAGUUACGGCAUUCAGACUCUGUGGACAGGUCGGGCCGCCCCCAAGAAUCGGCUGACAAUUUCACACCUGCAUUUUCUGAUGCAAAGAGUCACCGGGAAGAUGCCGAUGCUAGUCCCUCGACACCUUCGACGCCAAAGCGCAUUACAACUUUGGGGAGCGAUCACAGCGGCUCCAGUGUUCAGCCCGAUGUACCAAUCAACAGUACCGAGCCUUCAGAGGGCCGGGUUGCAUGGUUGAACGAAGUUGAUCGUGUACGCUUACUGCGUGACGAGGCUGCCAACCAACUCAAAGGGAUGAAGAAAGUGAAGAGCGAGCUCAAGAAAUCGCUCAGGGACAGUGAGGCACAGCUACAUGAUUUGGAGAGGAGCGGCAAGACCAGGCGCACACCAACCGUCCUCCGCAAACGUUCACACUACACCCCCACCCGGGACGCUGAAACGCCAUCACCGUCCCGACCCUCAACCGCAGGCCUUGUCCCCAAUCGUCAUUCGUCCCACCAGCACAACUCGCUCUACCAGGAUAGAGGCCAUGGUUCUGACCCGGAGCGCCCUGAGACUGCGAGCCCGGCCCGCCCUAAGACGGCAGGCUACGCGUCCUCUCCGCGAAGGUGGUCUAGCCUGCCGCGGCCAGGGAGCUCGUACCGCCCGGCAACGAGCAAGAGUUACGGCAAAUUGGGGACUGGGCUGCAGGAUGUGAAUGAGCAUGGCAUGAUGGUCGAGAGGCCGAAGACAAGCUUGGGUGCCCCGGUCUUACAGAGUCCAAGUGGAGGCGAGAAGAAGAGGUUCAGUAGUUUGAGGAAGUUGUUCCAUAAAGAGUCGUGA
Paraphaeosphaeria sporulosa is the source of this 4983-nucleotide messenger RNA. RefSeq lists its product as uncharacterized. The transcript has 2 exons. Lineage: Eukaryota; Fungi; Ascomycota; Dothideomycetes; Pleosporales; Didymosphaeriaceae. The coding region runs from base 1 to 4983 and encodes 1660 amino acids. The record is from RefSeq and is a predicted model, not a curated record.